CCCUCCGAAGUGUAAAAUGAAAGCAAAAUCCAAGAGCUGCAACGGUGAUUAAUUCAGCUGAGUUGAGAGCCUGGGCCAGUUUAGUUCUGGACAGCACUCACCCUUCCCUUCUCCGCUCUCCCAGGAGUUGCUGGGAGGGACAAGGUGAGAAGUAGCACCAGCCACCGCAGCUACUGACCGGAACACCCAGGUGUCACGAUGCCAAGCCCGAAGGCAUUCACAAAGGUGUGUGUGCAGGUCCCGCAGUGGGGGUCCUUGACCUUCAUGGCCAAGCCGGAGGACAGGGUGAAGCAGAUACAUCUUUGUGUGCGGGAAAAAACCAAGAUCCCCAUGGAGGACCAGACACUCUUUAAAGAAGCUAAGAAACUGAAGCCCCAGAGGAGCCUGUCGGCUUACGGCAUCGAGCCCCAGACCACCGUCCACCUGACCCUGAAGGUGGUGAGGCCGAGCCCCGAGCCGGUGGACGUGACCCUGGUGGAUUCCAGACACGAGGGCCAGACCUACCCGCUGCAGGUCAGAAGGACCGACAGCGUGGCCGCCGUCCAGAAGAUGAUCCAGGAGAAGACGGAGGUGCCGCCCCAGUUCCAGGUCGUCAUCUGCAACGGCAAAAGGCUGGAGGCCGGCAAGACCAUGGCGGAGUAUGGUACUCUGCAGAAGGCCGUCUUCUUCAUCACUUCCUUCUGCCAAAGCGGGUGAGGGGCUACCCGGCCUGUGGGGCGGAGGGUGGGCGGGGCUCAGUCAGGCCAUACCCAGCAAGGCCCAACCCCCUUCCCUUCUGCUUUGCAUGCUGAAUGUAAUCAAAGCAACAGGAGAAGGCUGGAGGAUUUGGAGCGCGGGGUAGAAGAAUGGAAUUUAAAGCGAUCAGCCUCAGUAGCAGUCCUUAAGGCUCCACAGCUCCUACUCUAGUGAGUUAGUGCUCUUGCUAUUAGUUCUGCUUAGCACCUCCUAAUCCUCCCCCCGACCCGGGGAUUUGGCUUGAAAUAUGCGUAACGGUGUUGGCUUACUACAGAGGGAGAAUUUCUGAGGAAACGGAUGAAUUAAAUUGGUUUUCCGCA
Molecule: messenger RNA, 1055 nt
Organism: Ornithorhynchus anatinus (platypus)
Lineage: Eukaryota; Metazoa; Chordata; Mammalia; Monotremata; Ornithorhynchidae
Gene: UBD
Product: ubiquitin D
Exons: 2
Coding region: 199-696 (165 amino acids)
Biological process (GO): response to type II interferon; positive regulation of apoptotic process; protein ubiquitination
Cellular component (GO): nucleus
Molecular function (GO): proteasome binding; protein binding
Source: RefSeq, a predicted model, not a curated record